This is a messenger RNA of Drosophila arizonae, 9147 nucleotides long. RefSeq names its product tenectin (gene tnc). The record is from RefSeq and is a predicted model, not a curated record. Lineage: Eukaryota; Metazoa; Arthropoda; Insecta; Diptera; Drosophilidae. Gene Ontology annotation, cellular component: extracellular region. Gene Ontology annotation, molecular function: protein binding.
GGUCCGAGUCUCUUUGAAUUUUAUGAAGCGGUUGUAUCUUGGUGGUGCCCCAACAGCCAACCAAGCCAGCCGCCAGCGAGCAAGCCAACAUCAGCCCAGCAACAAGCCACCAGCGAACCGACCAACCCAGAACCCGAGUUGGUCUCGCUGUCGUCUGCAGCAGCUUCAUUCAAAAUUGUCAAAUUUCUCGACAGUUUUGCUCUAUCAGAAGCUAACGAACUAUUGACACAGUGGAUUAUUUGUACGCAGCAAUUGCUGACAUAAAAAAGCAAACACCAAUCGGUGAUUUUAAAUACUAAAAUAAAAGGUGUAAUAAACUAACUAAGACUGUCGAAUCAGUGCGCGAAAUGUUAAGCAGCAUCAGUCGAAAGGAAUAAAAGGAUCUAAAACUGUGCAACAAAGUGCAAAAACGAAUCUUAACUCAAAUAACAAACAAAAUCAAAAAGAUUAACUGCAGUACAAGUGGCAAAGUGUUGAACAAGAAUUUUCAAAAGUUCUUUACAAAAAUUAAUUCGUUCAGUUUCUUGAGUGAAAAAGCUACACACACAAGCAAAACGAUGACAAGAAAACGUUCGAGUCCGCUGGGACUCGAGGAGCUGAUGUCUCUGGCCGUGCUGCUGUUGGUGCUGCCAGCGUUAACGCUAGCCGCUCCCGUGCAGGAGUAUACGGAAAUAACGCCGUAUCCAGAGGGCUGCUACUACAACUAUGGCCAUUACAAUGAAGGUGACCGCAUCAUGACCAAUGAGCCGUGUCUGAACUGCACCUGCCACAACCGCAUGCUCAUGUGCUAUCUGCGCGUUUGCCCAUUCACUAAGCCAAUUGGUCAGGAUUGCAUUGUGGAGAAGCGCGAGGACCAGUGCUGUCCUAUCGUUACCUGCCCAGUGGUUCAUGUCGAAGUGCCGUAUCGUACGCCCGAGCCUGGAACUGAGCUGAGCAUACCCGAAAAGUUCGGCUGCAGCAUUGAAGAGAAGUUCUACCCGGAAGGCGCCCAGGUGCCAUCGAACCCGAACAAACCCUGCGAACUCUGCUACUGCAUUAACAAUCAGACCAAAUGCGUUAUGCAGGAGUGCACCCUGCAUGUGGAUGGCUGCACACCCAUCUACAACAAAGGCUCUUGCUGUCCAGUCCGAUACAGUUGCGACCAUGAGAACGAUGUUCUUGAGCUGGAGGACCAUUCCACAACAACGACCACAGUUCGUCCAACACCUGGUUUUAUUCUGACCACUACCAUGACUCCGGCCGUGUCGACGGAUUGCAUCCACAACGGAGAAACCUUCGCCGAUGGAGCCUCCAUCGAGGGCAAGAAUGCUUGCGAGCAUUGCUACUGCAUGCGCGGAGAUAUUGUGUGUGCCGUCCAAGAGUGCGAGAUGCCAAUGAGUACGGCCAGUGGCAAAACAUGCCGUGCCAUGCCAGCUGCCGAGGGCGAAUGCUGUCCGAGCAACUAUAUUUGUGAUGAUGAUAGUACCACAACUGAAAGCAUUGAAUCCACCACACUGGAGACGAGCCGAGAUGAGGAGCCAACUGCUACAGCAUCGCCAGUCAAGGAUAUACCCGGUGAAAUACCGAAGGAGGAUCUCGACUUGCAAGAACACAUUGAUGAUAAGAAGAAGGAUGAGGACGCGAUCACUGAAGGUCCACUUGAGGAAGCUGGCAGUGGGGAAGUUGAUCAAGAGGAGACCACAGUCGCUCCGACUCAUGACGAUAAGAUUAAGGAGAAGGAACCCGAAACAUCUACUGUGGUCACGGAUGCUAGAAUUGAUACUCCAGCGGAGUCUUCUACGACGUCGAUCGAAGAAGGUAGCGGUGAGCAGGAUGUCAGCAAGGCGACAACGCCUCCAGCAGUGGGAGCUGACAAGCCCGCAGAGCCAACUAAAGAGGGAAGCGGAGAAGAGACGACACCCACUUUAUCUGAGGAAGGUAGCGGGGAAGUCGACACUACAUCCGCACCUUCAUCCCAAGAAACCAGCCCCGAAAGUGAAGAAGAUAUUGUCAAGACUUCCACACCUGUUGCACCAACCGGAAUUGCUGAAGAUGGUCAGGACGCUACGACACCUACUGUUGAUGUUAGCGACAAAGAGGAAGUGCCGAAAGAGACAAUUCCAUCUGUGGGUCUUACUGGCGAAGAAGAUGUUCCCAAGGGUACAACUCCAGCUUCUGCAGUCACCGAUGAAGAGGACGCCUCGAAGGCAACAACUCCAAGUGAAGAUGUCACCGAAACAGACGAUGUGGCCAGGAUUACCACUCCAACAUCUGACAUUAGCGAUAAGGAAGAUGCUAUUAAGGGUACAACUCCUGCUCCAGAUGUUAGCGAUGAGGAAGAAAUUGCCAAGCCUACAACUCCAACUGAACUUACGGAUCAGGAAGAUGGUGUCAAGGCGACAACUCCAGCAGUGGCUAGUGAUAAGGUUGAUCAAAUUGAGUCUUCAACACCAACCUCAAUUGUUAGCGACAGCGAAGAAGUUGCCAAGGGCACAACUCCAGCCGCUGACUCUGGAGACAAGACUGAGGAAAUCGUUCCAGCUACAGAGAGUGAUAAGGAAGAAGAUGUCAAGGCCACAAGUCCUGCUGCAGAUGAGGACUUUAAGGUUACAACUCCAACCGCUGACACUGAUAAGGAAGACGACCUUAAGGUUACAACUUCAGCCACAGAUGUUUCCGAUAAAGAAGAAGUUACAACUUCCGAGUCCGAUGAGGAAGAUGUUGUCAAAUCUACAACUCAAGCCCCAGAUGUUAGCGAGAAGGGUACAUCUACAGCCUCCCAGCCCGAUGAGGAAGAUGUGGUCAAAGCAACAACUCCAGCCUCAGAUUUCAGUGACAAGGGUACAUCUACACCUUCCCAGGCGGAUGAGGAAGAUAUUGUCAAUGCUACAACUCCAGCCUCAGAUGUUAGCGACAAGGAAGAAGCUGGAAAGGCUACAACUCCAGCAAUUGAAGUUGAUGAGGAAGAGGUUGCCAAGGGUACAACUCCAGCUGCUGAAUAUGAGAUCAAGGUUACAACUCCAAGUGCAGAUAGCAAAAAGGAUGAGGAUGAAGUCAAGACAACCACGCCAGUCGCUGAUGUUAGCGAGAAGGUUGAUGUUUCUACGGGAACUACAGCUGAAGAAGACACUGUCAAGGCAACAACGCCAGCCAAGGAAGUCAGUGGUGAGGAAGAUAUUAUCAAGGAAACAACUGCUGCCCCAGGAGAAGAAAUUUCUGAACAGGAUACUAGGAAGCCCGACACUUCUGCCACUUCUACAGAUGAAAUUGCUGAAGAAGAUAUUGUUAAGGCUACAACUCCCGCUGCUGAGGGCAUUGAUACUACCAAGGAGAGUACGGAUGAUAUUGUUAGAGCUACAACUCCUGCUGGUGCUACUGAUGAAAAGGCUGAAAAGGCGACCACACCUGCAAAGGUUGAUAUUGAUAUUACUAAGGACACAACUCCUGCUGAAGAUGUCAGUGCCUUCACUGAAACUACUGCUGCGGCUGAAAUUAUCAAGUCUACGACUCCUGCAGGCGAGGACAUUAAAAAGGAUACUGACAAAGCUACAACUGUUGCUGAACAGGCCGGUGAAGAUAUUUCUAUCCAGACUACGCCAUCUGCUGAAGAAGCUAGCAGCGAGAAGGACAAGGACGUUGUUAAGCCCACUGGAGAUGCUAGCUUUGAAGAAGUCAUUCCUAGCACAACUUCUGAUGAAGACACCACCAGCGAAAAAGAGGAGGUUAAGGGUACAACUCCAGCUGCUCAGCCCAUUAAGCCAAGCACACCUAAAACUGAAGAGGACCAGACAACAGAGUCUGACGAAUACUCCACAGAAGAGGAUUCGGUUCAGACAACAACAACGCCAGCUCACAUUUCAUCAUCUACCACUGAAGGUGUCAGUGAGCAGGAUACCUCAGACGUCAGUUCAGAAGAAGAUACGCCCGCUGUGCAAAGCACCACAGCUUCUCCCAAGCAACCUGAAGACCAAGAAAGCGACGAGAAAGAAUCUGUCGAGGAUCAUACUGAGGAAGCUACUACUAUCGAAGCAGAAAAAGAAAUUGUUUCUUCCACUAGUGCAACACUUGGUAAAGAGCCCACUGAAGAGCAAACUACACAAGCAGUGCCUGUCAAGUCUGAUAUUGCUCCUUCUAUCACUGAAGCUGAUCAAAGCACGGCCCAACCUGAAGAAAGUGAGGAAGCCACAACCGAUAAGCCAUCAACACUCUAUCUGCCUCCUGUGUCGGAAGAUGAACCAAAAGGCACCGAGAUCCCAGAAACCAGUGAAGAAGAUCUCACUGCAUCCACUGAGGAGGAAUCAUCUGAGCCUGCUAAGGUUACACCUGAGAAACAAGGACCAAUUGAUACCCGUCACGACUUCACCCCAGAGAGUACAACAUUGGCACCCAGUUCAGAAGAGGAUUCAACAGCAGCAGCAAUGCCUGAUAUGCAGCUGCCGAGUGGUAUACCUGGUGAAGGUGACUGCCUGGUUGAAGGCAAAACAUAUACUAACAAUUCCGAUGUACCAGCAACCACUCCCUGCGAUAGAUCCUGCAAGUGUAUUAGCAGUAUUGUAUCAUGCAAGCCAGUGGAAUGCAGAAUUCCUGCAGAUAGCGAAAACUGUGUUCUGGAUAGCGAUCAUUCUGACGGCUGCUGCCCAACGUACAUUUGUGAGUCUGAUUCCACUACUCCGAAAGCCGUUGACACUUCUGAUGAAACCAAAUCAACAACAAUCGUUCCCGAAACAAGUCAUGACGUGGAGCCCACUACAACUGAGAACAUACCAAAGGAAGUCAUUAUACCUUCUGGCAUUACUGAGCUGCCAAUGUCACAUGUUAAGCCAGAUGAAGAAGUCUUACCCGUAACCACACAAACCCCCCUUUCCGAAGAGGUUACAACACAAAAAGAUGUUAAGAAGCCAACUGACGGGGAACCAACUGAAGAAGGAGGCGAUAAAAUGGUGGAUGCUACUCCUGCACCUGAGAAAGAAGUUCAGAAACCUCAUGAGAAGGAGCCCACACCUGAAGAUGAUGCCGUCAAGGAAACUGCAGUGCCAACAACAGAGAAAACUGUUAGUCAACCAGAAUAUGAGCCAACAACAUCCGCUUCAGCUGCAGAUGACACCCAAAAGAAGACAGACGAUGAGUUGGCUACACCAACCACUGCUCCUACUUCAAGUGAUGAUGAGACUAAAGGAGAGAAACCCGCUGACGAAAAAUUGGGAGCCACCGAAGAUAAGAUUCCCGCAACUACAAUCGCUCCUACAUCUACUGAGACAACUAAUAAAUAUGAGGAAGAGCCUUCAUCCACAGAAGCACAUGUUGAAGAAAUUGAUAAGAAACAAGUUGAAGAUUCUGAAAAGAUUCCCGAAUCAUCCACGACCACACCAUCUGAAAGCGAGGACGUCACGACUAUUGCUUCACCUGCAGAAGGUUCUGUAUCUUCAGAUGGCAAGCCUUAUAGCCCUGAAGACAGUUUUGCUCCGACUACUGCUCGCCCUGAGGCCGAAGAAGAUCAAGACAAAAAGAAACUCUCUAUCCCAGAGGCAGCCACAGAAAUACCAGAUGUAUCGGAGGCAGAUGAAAAGAAACCUACAGAUGAGGUGGCAAUCACUGAGUCCACUAUUGAAAAGAAACCAGCGCAAAGCUCGGAUAUUCCAGACAAGGUUUCCACAAUUGAUGAUGAUCAAUCCACCUCCACUCCCGCUGUCGGCAAGGUGCAGGAUGAAACCACUGUCUCUCCUGUUGCAAUUGAUGAAGAAAGUGAUUUGUCGACAGAAAAGUCCACAUCUGAAGUGGAAGAUGUCGUUUCUGUUACCAAAUCUCCUGAAGACGACUUUGCACCGCUCCAAACAACUGUGCCCUCAACAGUCCCAGAAGAUGAUAAAAAACCAUCGCAAGGUGAAACUGCAACUGAAAAGGAUGAAGUCGAGCUCGCAUCAGUACCUUCAGUUACUGUUUCUCCAGCUGCUGAUAAGGAUGAGCCAUCUAUUACAGCCUCGCCAUCUGCAGAUAAGGAAGAUACACUUGGUCAAACGACAGACAGAACUCUACCUGAAAAGUCAACAGAGGAUAAAUCGGAGGAGGAGCCCUAUACAACUUAUGCUCCUGCUAUUGAUGUAUCUAAGAAACCAGAAGAUGAAGUACUUCCAUCUCAGGCAGAUGAUAAACCUGAUAGUAAGGUGCCAGCAAUCUCAACAUCUACACCAUCUGAUACGAAGGAUCAAGAAGAUGAAGAGUCUACUACAGUGUCCAUAUCCGUCAAGGAUGAGGAACCACAAGUUCCACUCGAAGAGUCCACAACUACAGCUCCCUCCGUUCAAGAUCACACCAAGAAAACAUCAGACAAAGAGGAAGAAGAGAGUUCCACAACAUCGGAGAUUGAUGAGGUUACAAAAACUCCAAGCAAAGAAGGAGAGCAGUCGUCUGCUGAAAGUACAUCAACCUCAGUGGCACCCCCAGAGAUUGCGAUUGACGUCACAACUAUUGCACCCAGCACUGAGGAAGAGCCAAGUACAGACAAGCCCAUUGACAUUGAAGGUUCCAAAACGCCAUUGGAAAGUGAAAUGCCCGAAGAUAAAACUCCUUCAACAACUCCUCAAUCUCUUAUCGAAGAGGCUCCAGAGUCCUCAACUAAGAUUCCAGAGGAUACUGAUAAUGACUUGGAGCAAUUUACUACAGUUUCGCCUGCUUUGCAAGGAGUGCCCUCUGAACCGUUUGAUGAAAAGAUUCCUUCCACAUCUGAUGAAGGGGAUAGCACGGAAGAAAGCUACGCUGGAACCACUGUUGAACCACAAGCUACAGACGACAAGAAAUUCCCGUCUUUGUCUACAACCCAAUCAUCAAUUGCGCCCGAAAAGGAUAUUAAGACACCGAGUACUUCCGAUGAAGAAGUUGAUCAAGAGCCACCUACAGACACUGAUUCCACGACAGUUGUUCCAUCGUCAGAGGAAGAGGAUCAUAUUCCUACUAAGGUGUUCCCGACAGCAGCGCCAGUUGAUAAAUCUGAUUCAACAACCACUACACCUGCCGAAGAAGAGAUUGUUAAAGUACCCAAUCAGGGCGAAACCCAACCUAAGCCAGAUGAUAGCGAAGAGUCGACCACAGUUUCGCAAGCAACCGAUAAGCCAUUGGACACAUACCCAAGCAAAGUCCCAGCUAUGGAUGAGCUUGAAGGGGAUAAGGAUCUUGACUCUACAACAGUGCGUCCAGACGAUAAGAAGAUUAUCUCCACUUCUACAUCUUCUGAUGACGACAUUCAACAACCAACUACCCCUGCUGCUACUUCUAUUAAAGUGGAAGUCACUACUUCGGCUGCUGAUGAGGAGUCUGAUGUUAGUACGGCUGCACCAGCGGUUGCUCAAGACGAUGAUACAGAGGGUACCACAGUCCGUCCGCUUAGUGAUAAGACAGGUGUCGCAGAAGAAGGUGCCGUUGAGGAUACCAUUUCAACAACACCCGAGUCCGAGGAGGACCAAGAGCCUGCUCGUAUUCCCACCACACCCACUCCGAUUCAUAUUCCUGGUGCUGAAGGCGAUGUCACAUCACAGACUGUUCCACCUCAAAGUGAAGACGAAAAGAUUGUCACAGAAUCUGCCACAACUUCAGCUGAAGAUGCGGAUAAGACUGCUGUUACAGUUGCCCCAGUUGCUGCUGAUGUUGAAGCAACUAGUGAAGUUAGCAAGAAACCAUCUGAUACAGAAGACGUGGGUGAGCAAUCUACCGAGCCAAGUGAUAUUGAGCAUGAGGGCACCACUGAUCAAUCUACUGGUGCAAAACUGAAGCCACCAACACCAACGCCAACGACAACAGGAGAUGAAACUUCAACUAAGCAACCUGUGGAGGAUGAAAAUAUUGUGGCAGCAACUGCACAGCCUGAUCUCGAAAAGGAAACCCCAAGCAAAUCUACUGAGGCUCCAGAGUUGGAGACACCAACAACGCCAUCCGAUACAGAAAAAUCGACUAAAGCUCCAGCAGUUAGUCCCAGCUUGGAAUCGACCGAAGAUGCAGAUGAGUCUGUUGAGUCGGAGGAGGAACAUACUACUGUAUCUGAAGAUACCCAUAAGGGAGAAGAAGCUGCAGAGUCUGCAGAAUCUGAGGACACCGUUACAGAGCCUGCCAUAAAGAAACCUGAGGUCGAUGAGGAAGAAAUUCCAGCUGUUGUCUCAGAGUUACCACAGACAACAGCUACACCUACUGCUCAUGAUGAAACAUCUGCAGAAGUAUCCAGCGAGGGUACUCCUACAACACAACCAGAUGUCGCCAGUAUUACAACGAUACAUCCGCUGUUCGCCCAGCGCUUCAGCACUACACUUUCUCCAGUCAUCGCCGACAGAGUGUCAGAAGAGGAAACUGAUGCUACGCCGACGAAGCAAAGCACUGAGACAUCAACAAGCGAGUCUCCGCUUACAACAACUUCCCCGACUACCCCACAACACGAGUCGAUUACACCUCCGUCAUAUGGUCAUCAGCCACAAUAUCCAUCUUACCCAGAAGACGAAUACGACGAAGAGGAGGUGUUCGGCCCAGGCACGUGUCGCUAUGCUGGCAAAAUCUACGUGUCCGCGCAGCAAAUCCCACGCGACGAUCCUUGCGACUUCUGCUUCUGCUUCAGAAGCGACAUCAUCUGCUUGCAACAAUCUUGUCCGCCACCAAUAGCUGGCUGUCACGAGGAGCAAAUCACUGGCUUCUGUUGUCCACGAUACGAGUGUCCCGUAACCAUGGCCGCCGUGCUUAAUAUUACGACAAGCACGACAACAACUAGCACCGAACUGCCACCGUUCAUGACGAGCCUAUCCCAUGGCAGUGAAGUGACCCGCACCGGCUGCAGCAUUAAUGGCCGUUCGUACAUGGUGGGCGAACCCAUCCACUCAACGAGUGGUCCUUGCAUGAGCUGCAUCUGCGGCGGUGAUGGCCAGAUGAAGUGCGACCCACAGCGCUGCGUCCCGAAUCCAACAACGGCCCAAAUGAUGGCAUCAGCUACGACAGGCCGUAAAAGAUGAACCACCAGCCAUGCACACUAAAAAUAGUUUUAACUAAUUUUUAAGCACUGCAAACUAAACAAUCAGAAGCACAGAUGAACAAACAGCCCAAAUUGCACCCACAGAGCUGCAUUCCUCACGUUUUUUGAAGGAACAACCAGAAAAUAGAAAUAAUAGACUCUGAAAUAGCAACAGAAACAAAACAAAA